This is a messenger RNA of Bradysia coprophila, 1357 nucleotides long. RefSeq names its product choline/ethanolamine kinase-like. Gene Ontology annotation, molecular function: choline kinase activity; ethanolamine kinase activity. The record is from RefSeq and is a predicted model, not a curated record. Lineage: Eukaryota; Metazoa; Arthropoda; Insecta; Diptera; Sciaridae. Gene Ontology annotation, cellular component: cytoplasm. Gene Ontology annotation, biological process: CDP-choline pathway; phosphatidylethanolamine biosynthetic process.
AACACUGCGAAAUCGUAAUCUCGUCUACACAUGUCCUAUAGACGUUAUGUGAUUUAUUAGAUCGCUAUUUAACAAUUAACUCAGUUCUCGUUGGCAAAUUAUUCUGCACACACGUACGCUAUUUUAAAUGGAUUCGCUAGACAUAGACAAAAAACGCGCAAUUGAACUUGGUGUUCGCUAUGUUGAUACCCACUGGAAAUCGGUAAUUGAGAGUGAAAUCGAAGUUUCGGUUUUAAGUGGUGGAUUGAGCAGUCGUUUGUACUUAGUUGAGGAUACUUCGACUUCCACAGUAAAUCCAAUAAGUAAAUUUUUGGUUCGUUUUUACGGCGGUAAACUGACUCCCAAGGACGAACCAAUUAGGCCCGAAGGUGGUGAAGUUAAAGAGACCAUAGUGUUCUAUGCCGUCGGUUUGGCGGGAUUGGGACCAAAGUUGUACGGAUCUUUUGAUGGUGGUCGGGUCGAGCAGUUUAUACUUUCACACACGUUACGAGAGCAAGAUUAUGAACAGAGACCAGAAACUUUAUUGGAGCUUGCCAGAAAAGUGGCUCGGUUUCAUGCGUUGGACAUUCCCAUCUCGCAAGAACGCCAUCAAUUACUCGAUGUGUGUGAGUUCUACCUUGAAAAACGGGACUUUGAACAGUUUCGCAAAUUGACCGAUUACGCUGGUAUAACGGAUGUAAGUCUGUUCGAAGAUUUCGAUGUAAAAUCGGAAAUUCAGUGGUUGAGGAAGGUGGAACAGCUAGUUAAUGGUCGAAUUGUUACAAUUUGCGGAGAUUUAAACAAAAAUAAUAUUCUGAUACGUGACGAACCAGACAAAUUUGGUGAAAGAGUGAUGAUAAUCGAUUAUGAACUUGUUGCACGAGAUUAUCGUGGUCGUGACAUAGGUCAAGUUUUCGCUUAUAAAUUGUUUGAAAUGAACGAUGGCUAUUUUAAUGUAUGCUGCGAAUAUCCCGAUGAGACAUGGCGUCGCUCUUUUGUAACUGAAUACUUAAAGCAAACGAAAUCAUUGAACUACUUUGAAUGGGACGAAAAAUUGGAUAGUGUGGACCACGUACUGAUGGAGGCUGAAUGUUUCGUAUUCCACUCCUUUCACUUGGUUGUUGGUUUUUUCAUGAAUCAAAAAGAAGACAGUUUUUUCUACAAAAUGCCACCAGACAUGUCUCGGAGUAUGCUGUUGAAUCUUGGUGCGCAAAUGAUAGCAAUGUAUUACCAACGAAAAGACAUUUUCAUCAAAACUUACGGCAAACUUUUGGAUUUGAGCAACUAGAAGAUUUAUGCAGAAUAUUUUAUUGGAUUUCUAUGUUUUGUGAACUGUUUAUGUUUGCGCGCAAGAAGCUUUUUAAUAUAAUUGCUAACC